This is a messenger RNA of Toxotes jaculatrix (banded archerfish), 558 nucleotides long. Its product is annotated as interferon alpha-inducible protein 27-like protein 2A. The record is from RefSeq and is a predicted model, not a curated record. Gene Ontology annotation, biological process: apoptotic signaling pathway. Gene Ontology annotation, cellular component: mitochondrion; membrane. Lineage: Eukaryota; Metazoa; Chordata; Actinopteri; Toxotidae. Bases 122 to 403 code for a protein of 93 amino acids. The transcript is spliced from 4 exons.
GUACCUCUCUGAGGCCACCUGCUGUUCACGUUGUAACUUAGUUUCGUUUCCCAAGAAACAAAAUCUCACAGAGAGUAUUUAAGCCGGGCCCAGCUGAUGGGUGGUCAGAACAGAGAACAACAUGGACCCUGUGACUGGUGCUAUAAUAGGAGCAGCAGGCGCUGUGGUCCUGGCUCCUGUUGCUCUGGGAACCAUAGGUUUCACCUCAGCUGGAAUAGCAGCAGGCUCCCUUGCUGCUAAAAUGAUGUCAGCUGCCACCGUGGCAAACGGAGGAGGAGUGGCAGCAGGAAGUGUGGUGGCUGUUCUUCAGUCAGCAGGUGCGGCUGGUGUGUCAGGGGCUGCCAGUGCAGCUGUGGCCGGGGCUGGAGCAGCAGUGGGAUGGCUGGCUAGCUUCAUUCGCUGACUCAUGUGUUACCUGUUACUGUAAUGUAAAAAGGUAAUGAAGCAGCAUUUUGUUGUGUUCUGAGACAGCUGAAAAGUUUACUCGUGUGCAGUUACCUGAAGUUUGUGAUAAUGAUGCAUUAUUGAACCUCAGUAAAAUGCAUUUGAAAGAGUUAA